Vicugna pacos (alpaca) is the source of this 3845-nucleotide messenger RNA. NCBI's taxonomy places the organism in Eukaryota, Metazoa, Chordata, Mammalia, Artiodactyla, Camelidae. The record is from RefSeq and is a predicted model, not a curated record.
ACUGUCCCCUCAUGGCAGGGCUGUGUGACCUUUGAGGACGUGACCAUUUACUUCUCCCAGGAGGAGUGGGGACUCCUUGAUGAGGCUCAGAGACUCCUGUACUGCGAUGUGAUGCUGGAGAACUUUGCACUGAUAGCCUCGCUGGGACUUACGUCUUUCAGGUCCCACGUAGUGGCCCAGCUGGAGAUGGGGGCAGAGCCCUGGGUUCCCGACCAAGUGGACAUGACUUCAGCCAUGGCAAGAGGGGCGUAUAAAGGGCCUGGCUCGGACUUUUGCCAUGGAAGAGACAGUGAGGAGUCACCUUCUGAACUUUGUGUUUCUGUAGAAGUGUCACAGGACAUGAAUCCCAAGGCAGCACCAUCCAUCCAGAAGCACUACCCCUAUGACACGUGUGGCCUACACUUGAAAGACAUUUUGCAUCUGGCUGAACACCAGGCAACACAUCCCAAGCAGAAACCACAUGUAUGUGAGGCAUACAGGAAGGAGUUCAAGUUCAUUGCCAACCUUCACCAGCAACAGAUGCAGCAGAAUGGAGACAAGCCUAUUGGAAGGAAGGCAGGCAGGGCCGCGCUUGUGAAGGGCUGCAGCGAUGACACAUCAAGGAAACCUUUCCCACUGAGGGAGGGCGGGAAGGACUUUGUGGCCAGAUGUGGUUUUCUCCAGCGUCAGGCCCCUCCCAGUGUCUGGGAGCCACACCACAGCUCCGAAGGCGUGGUGGAUUUUCCCACUGUGCAAUGCCAUAAGAAGUGCAGUGAAUUUGAGAAUGCGCUCAGUGACAAACCCUCACUCGUUCAGCAGAGAACCCCCACUGGAGAAAGGCUUUAUGAAUGCAGCAAAUGUGGGAUAUUCUUCAGCUAUGCCGCCGGCCUCUUUCAACACCAGAGAGAUCACAAUAGAGGAAAGCCUUAUGAGUGUUGCCAGUGUGGGAAAUUCUUUAGCCAGCACUCCAGUCUCAUCAAGCAUCAGAGAGUUCACACCGGUGAAAGUCCUCACGUGUGCAGCGAAUGUGGGAAAUUCUUUAGCCGAAGCUCCAAUCUCAUUCAACACAAGAGGGUUCACACUGGAGAGAAACCUUAUGAGUGCAGUGAGUGUGGGAAAUUCUUUAGCCAACGCUCCAACCUCAUUCAUCAUAAGAGGGUUCAUACUGGUAAAAGUGCCCAUGAGUGCAGUGAAUGUGGGAAAUCCUUCAACUGCAACUCCAGCCUAAUUAAACACUGGAGAGUUCACACUGGAGAAAAACCUUAUAAGUGCAACGAGUGUGGGAAAUUCUUUAGCCACUUUGAUGGUCUUGUUCAACAUCAGAUAGUUCACUCUGGUGAACGGCCCUAUGGGUGCAGCGUAUGUGGGAAAGCCUUCAGCCGGAGCUCUGACCUCUUGAAACAUCAGCGAGUCCACACUGGUGAACGGCCCUAUGAGUGCAAUGAAUGUGGGAAAUUGUUUAGCCAAAGCUCGAGCCUCAAUAGCCAUCGGAGACUUCACACUGGUGAACGGCCUUAUCAGUGCCCUGAAUGCGGGAAAUUCUUUAGCCAACGCUCCAGCUUCAAUAACCAUCGGAGACUUCACACGGGUGAGCGGCCCUAUGAGUGCCUUGAAUGUGGGAAAACCUUCAGGCAAAGUUCAAACCUGAGGCAGCACCAGAAAGUUCACAAACCAGAUAAGCCAUAUAAGUGCAGUGAAUGUGGAAAAGCCUUCAGCCAAAGGUCUACCCUCAUCCGGCAUCAGAAAAUUCAUGCUAGAGAAAGGAGUUCAGAAAAUGUGCUCUCUCCUUCUGCAACACAGCGGCACACACUAGUGAUUAGCUCUGAGAAUGGUCUUUGAGGAGUUGUCAGCCAGAAGUUGAACCUUGUUCAUCCAAAUAUCUACGCUGAAGAGAUUCCCAGUGGAUUCUAGAUGUGUUGUAAGCUUUCUGGAUCAGGGUUUUAUUUUCUGACCACAGACUUUGCCAGAGUUUUGUCACUGCUAGUGUGGUGGCAGAAGCCAUCUACCCACCGGCAGGUCUCCAGAGUGUAUGUCGGCCACUCCCCAUGCUCAGGCCUCUGUGUCCACUUCCCAAGAGGGAAUGGUGAGUGGCCUGAGGCCACAGGAAGAUGUCAUCCCUCCCCUGUGGACAUGACCCAUCUUUGACCAUGAAGACUUGAACUGGGUCCUACUGGCAGCUUGCAGAAGUUUCCCUUUUUCGAGGACAUUGUUGAUCAUGUAUGAUGCUCAUGAUGGAUUCGUCCAGUUUCCACAUUACCCAUCUCAGCAACUGUUUACUUAACAUUACUCUGGUUUGAGUGAUAAUAAGAGCCUUAUUGAUAAAGCCACCUUUAAUCUCCUGUGGUCUGAUAACUGUGUUGAGUGGGUUGAAAACAGAAUUAAGGUCUACCAAGCUAAAGGGGUCUCCUAGUUUAUUGCCUCAGGGAGGAGCAGGAUGACAGAGAACAGCUCUCAGUCCAGAUCUGGGCCUCACUUGUGUUGCUACCCAAGGCCUCCUAGGGAAGUUUGCAGGGCUUGUGGACCUAAUGUUGUUGUCUGAAUGGCAUGAAAUUUUGUGGACUAGAGAUUACCCUGAGGAAGGGGAGGUUGUGCAACCUUCAAUGCAUCCGGAAGCAGCGUGAUUUGGGCCCUUUGUUUCCUGGAGAUGCCUCAUAUUCCCUAGCACUGUUAAACAGACGCUGUUUACCUGGCUCCUCCCAAGGAAUCAUAUGCCUUGAUGUCUAAUGUCCAGUCUGUGUCACCAACUGUAAGACUUAACUGGGCCCAGCUGGCAAACUGGAGGGGAUGUACCUGACAUAAAAGUGCAUCUCAAAAGGUUCCCUUAAGUGUGACUGUGCAGGGUUCAGGAUUUGCAGAAAUUCUCAGGACCUUCAGACCUCUGUCCUAUGACUAAGGUCAUUGGGAGAGCAAAUAAUCUAAAGGUUUAGUGGGUUACCACAGGCUCUCUGCAUGAUUCAUGUCAAAACCAUUGCUGUGUUGGCAGGAAAAUGGGGACUAUGAAGAGGUCGCUUCUCUGUGCCAGGGAUGAGGCAUUUGUGGCACACCCAGCCAUCUUUGCUGCCAGUGCAUGAGGAGAGAGGUAACAGAGUCAAUGUGGGGUUGCCAAAUCUUCUAGUUUUCUAAAAGGAGUGGGAGAUCAGAUUUUUAUGUGUGACAAUUUCUUUUAAUGCUUUGUUGAGAUAUAAUUUUCAUGCAAUAAUUGGUUGUACAUUUUGAUGUGUAUAGUUUGAUAAGUUUUUAAAUAUGUAUACACUCAGGGAGUCGACACCAUAAUUAUGAUAAUGAACUUAUCCAUCACCCAGAAAGCUACCUCGUGCCCCUUUACUAUUCGUUCUUGUCUUCCUCAGGAAACCAUUAGCGACAUCCCAAGGAAACCACUGAUCUGUAUUUUUUUCAUUAUAUUUUCACUAUAUUUGUAUUUUUUUCACUAAGCUUUGUCUUUCUCAGAAUUUUAUAUAAUUGGAAUCAUAAAGUAUUUAUAUCUAUUUUUGGUCUGUUUUCCUUCAUAUAGUAUAAUUGUCUUGAGAAUCAUCCAUUCUAUAUGUAUAAAUAGCUCAUUCCUUUCACUGAGUAGUGCUCUAUUGAAUGAAUACCACAAUUUUUAUGCCUUUUUUUUAAUUUAAAAAAUCUUGUAAAAUAAACAUAACAUAAAAUUUAGUGUCUUAACCAUCUUUUGGUUACAGUUCAGUGAUAUUAAGUACAGUCAUAUUGUGCAACCAUCACCAUCAUUCAUCUCCAGAGGUCUUUUCAUCUUUCAAACCUGAAACUAAACCCAUUAAACAAUAACUCUCUAUUUCCCCUGCCCAAACCUCUGGAAACCACCAUUCUACUUUCUAUAAAUGAAUCUGACUACUCUAGGUACUUCA